Molecule: messenger RNA, 432 nt
Organism: Suillus fuscotomentosus
Lineage: Eukaryota; Fungi; Basidiomycota; Agaricomycetes; Boletales; Suillaceae
Exons: 3
Coding region: 1-432 (143 amino acids)
Source: RefSeq, a predicted model, not a curated record
AUGGACGUCAAAUUUGUAGAAGACGCCACCGAUGCUCACGAUUGCAGUGAUGAUGAUUCGGACGUGGGAGAGAACAUGCCGAGGGUCUCGCUUCAACCAGAAACUAUUGCUAUCCCAAUGCCAUCCAACUUCGGCAAGAAAAGAUGUGAAGAGCUUGGAAUUGAAGCCCUUGUCAGACAAGAAAUCACUCUCCAUGAAGGACAGGCCAAUGAUGUCUUGCACACCAUCAGAAAAUAUUGGCCGUUGGAAAGAACUGAGCUCAAGGCAAACUUGGCUGUCGCAGACCUAAACAUACGAGGUCAGAGAAAUUCGAUGCUGCCGUGGUUUUGGUCUUUGGAUGUUCAGGGGGAUUCGGUGAACAACAACUGGCUCAAUGAAUGGUGCAUUGGCUUCAUACAAAAGCUUUGUGAGACUGCUGGGCUGAAGAGUUAA